AUGGCAACAGAGAAGAUUGAUAUGUCUUUAGACGAUAUUAUUAAGAAGUCUGGUGGCCGUGGUCGCGGACGUGGCCGAGGCAGAGGCAGAGGAGGCAGAGGCGGAAGAGGCCGAGGCACCAUGUCAGGACGUGGACGUGGUGGCAACAUGACGGGGCGAAAUCGACAACGAAUGACGCCGUUCUCUCGUUCAAGAACUUUACCCGAUAAAUGGGACCACGAUAUGUAUAAAGGCGGUGGACUUGGCCCAAAUCGAAUCAGCACAAGCAGCAAGUUAUUGAUUUCAAAUUUGGAUUACGGUGUUUCUGAUAAUGAUAUUAAGGAACUCUUUAGUGAAUUUGGUAACUUGAAAAAAGGUUCCGUUCACUACGACCGCUCGGGGAGAUCACUAGGAACUGCUGAGGUCAUUUUUGAUCGGAAAGAAGGGGCUGUUGCUGCCUUAAAAAAAUACAACAACAUACCAUUGGACGGAAGGCCAAUGAAAAUUCAAUUAGUUAAUGAGGCUGUGUCAACUAGAGGAACUACUGGACGCGUGGGAAAUAACAGAAGUAACAACUUUAACAGUAGAGGAGGUAAUGCCGGCCGACGAGGACGCGGUGGCGUCUUUAGACGUGGUCGAGGUGGAGGCCGAGGCCGCGGUAGAGGAAGAGGAGGAAGCAGACAAAAGCCUGUCUCAGCGACGGAUCUGGAUGCGCAAUUGGAUGCAUAUAAAUCAGGAGAACAAAUGGAAGUGGACUAA
Messenger RNA from Trichoplax adhaerens, 738 nucleotides. RefSeq lists its product as uncharacterized. The coding region runs from base 1 to 738 and encodes 245 amino acids. NCBI's taxonomy places the organism in Eukaryota, Metazoa, Placozoa, Uniplacotomia, Trichoplacea, Trichoplacidae. Gene Ontology annotation, biological process: mRNA export from nucleus. The record is from RefSeq and is a predicted model, not a curated record. The transcript has 6 exons. Gene Ontology annotation, cellular component: nucleus. Gene Ontology annotation, molecular function: mRNA binding.